AUGGCAACAAGAAGUCGACGAAGUGCAGGAAGUAAUGAUUCUUUAAACCCAGCAAUGAUACAGCUAUAUGAUACCGGAAGAUUACGUCGAGAACUGAAGCAGAGAGGACUUGAUACAACAGGAACCAGGAAUGUACUUGCUGAUAGAUUGCAGGAAGCAGUUCUUUCGGAACGCAACAGUCGACAAGCAUAUUCUCCGCCACCGGCACCAGAAAAACCUGUCAAAAGAGGAACAAGAAGGCCGCUGAAGGAGGUAAUUUUGUUUUUGAAAAUCAAAGAUCUUUACUGCCAUUAUGGUUUUGUAGCCGUUUUUUGGGCCAAUUUAAAAAGCAAGAAACAGACUAUUCGGAGAUGUUUGGUUAGAUGUAGGACGAAGAAAAUGAAAAUGAGACUGGAUUGGAUUCGGAACCUAUCAUCUCUCCAAAAAGCAAAAAAAGGUCGACAUAGCGAGGAAAUUGAUGAGAUCAGUUUGAUAGAAGAAUCUUUUUCUAUCGAGCUUUCGAAUAUAUCCGCAAUUGAUGAAAUACAGAUGGAAGCAGAAAAGGCUUUCGUACCACACUGCGUGUCCGAUACUACUACAGUUCACGGAGAACCAUUUCAUAUGCUAGAAGUUGAAAAAACUUUAACAUCGAAUGAAGAAACAAAAUCUAAAAUGGAGUUGGUCCCGUCCGAAAAACUGAAGACACCUCCAGAUGAAAGCAAACAUCGGGAACCGAAACACGGAAAGAAGGUUACGGAAAGAGUGAUAGUUGACGGAGAACUGACUAGCUCCAGUGAUGAUGAAGAAUUAAGAUGGCUUUAUAGAACAAGAAGGGGCAAGAAACCUCGGAGAGCUUUACUUGAAGAAAGACAUACAUUUACUGACAGCAAUAGCAAAAACGAGAAUGAAACAGAUGAAAUAACAGAAGCUUCUGCUGUGAAAUUGAUUUCUGAGGAGGGUCAAAUAAGUGAAAAGGAAGAUGAGAGAAGUAUUCGAGAACAGAGUUCGAAGUCAUCUUCAGAAUCGUCAAAAACGACAAACUUUGUCAGUGUGAAUGAGAAACCAAUCAAAGCUUUGAUUCAGAAAGGUUCAAUCAAAAUUAAGUUCAAAACUAAUCUUUUAAAAACCACAACUGAAAGGACGUCGGAAUUGAAACAGAAGGAACUCCUACCUGGUUCCACCAGUUUAAUCGCAAAAGACGGAAAAGUGAAUGCUGAUGUGACACUGGUCACUGCUUCGCAAGUGGAAAAAACGAAGCGUGCAUUCACUCCACCACUAUCUUCACCAAAUACUGAGAAAUCAAAAGACCAAAUUUCCCGCAAAAAAAUUCCGUUAAGGAUGCAAGCACCUGUUGAUGUACUAGAUACUAUUUUCGACAAACAGGCCCAACUUUUGUCAAGCAAGUAUAAGACAGAACAAGAAAGAGCUCUUGAAAGACAGAAGCUGGAGAUGGAAAAACGUCGUCAGAACGCGAUUCCCCCGGUAGUUUCAUUAUCCACUACAUCCUCUACAGGACAAGAGAAGCGCAGACAUGUUGAUUUUAUCGUUCCUUCUAAAUCAUCAUCAGACCAACAUAUCUUACAACAAUAUUCCGGCUGGUCAACACCACCGGAUCUCCGUUCUCAUCUCCCGUCAUCAUCGCAUAUUCAGGAAAAUGCUAGUAUAGACGAAAAACGCUUGUUGGCACAGUUACCACCACCUCCACCACCACCACCGCUACUAUCUUGCUCUAAAAAAACGUCGAUGCCAUCUACGUCAAGUGCAAUUUUCGAAAACACACUGGAAAUAGAACAUUCGAAGGAUGAGGGUAUCGAGGAAAACAUAGUAUCAUUGAUGACUCCAGCAACUCCGUGUUCAAGCGAUUCUUCAUUAUCCAUCAGGACUCCUCCUUCAAUUCCUUGUUACAAGAGCCCGUCAGAAACCUUGAUUGAACCUUUGCAUUCAAUUGAAGCAUCUACUUCAAGUACUGCUUCAAUUACGAAAAUUGAUUCCGAAAGAAUAAAAGAAAUGGCUUCCGCUUUACAAGCCGUAUUUGCUCGUCUAGGUAAUGUUCCACCGCCUCCAGCUGCUCCUCAACUUAGUGCAAACGAAAAUAAUGCAGUGGGAAAGGCAAGCAUAUUUAUGAUCUCAGAUCCUGCUAUAUCGGAGGAAAAUCCUUCCAGUAACGAGCCGCAUAUGAUCAAUAAAUUGGGUAAAAUUAAAAGUGGACCAGGACAUGUCGAUAUGAUAUCUGGGACUUCAGUGAUUUGUGUCACCAAUAAUGAAUUAGCACGUCCAGCGUGCGUUACACAGGGGACAUCUUCAGCACCGAACAAUAUGAUUCUGGAAAGCGACACUUCAACUCCAUUACAGCCAAUAUUGAAUCUGAGUGAUAGCACUCAUUUCGUUGAAGAAUUUGCAUCUCGUUUGCCAGCAGAAAUUACAAAUGACUUCGAUGGAGAGGUUGUUGCAUCCAUUGUCGAAGAAAUCAUAUGUGCCACAGUGAAUGGUGGACUUUCGAUAUGCAACAGUCAUCCCGAUGACAGGAAUAAAAAAACAGAGGAGCUGGAGAGAAAACCAGAUAUAUCGGAAGAUUUGUUGCGAGAUCCAAGACGCUUACUUCAGAAAGCAAGUGAUGUGCUAAAAAGUUUACAGUCAAUGGAAAUAGCAGCAGAGCAAGCGUCGGCAGAAAAACAAAAUCAACAGCAGUACGAACAGUUACCAUUGGACGAAAAGUAUGAGGAAGAUGAUAAUGAAGACAAACCAUUGCCUGAUUUUCAUGGAGAACCGGUGCCUGAUUCUGAUGAUGAGAUUAUAAUCGAAGGUGUAACUCGGAAAAGAACCACCAAAAAGAAUGCAAUACAGGAAGAAGAACCAGUACCCGGCGAUGAACAAGUUGAAGUUGAUUUCUACAAUGCGGAUUUAAACGUUAAAGCAAGUGAGACAUGUCAAGAAAUCAUCGAUCCAGAUAACGGUGAUGGCUUUGCUCUUAUGUGGGGUGGAGCCAGGUCGACAUAUGGCAUUCAAAUUCCUUCAGAUGUAGCUGGUUUUCCUACUGUUAUAUUUCAAAUUAAGCUGUUGGACUGUUUGCCAAUCAAACAUCUACCAUUCGAAGAGAUAGAUGCUCAUAAUGUUCGCGUUGGAUGGUCGACUCUGAAUUCUACAAAUAUUCUAGGAGAAGCACCCCAUUCUUAUGCAUAUGAUUUAUUGGCAAAAAAAGCUACAAAUAACUUUUUCACAGAUUAUGGUGAGCCUUGUCAAGUUGGGGACGUUAUAACUUCAUGUUUGGAUUUGGCAUCAGGCAAAAUACAUUUCUGGAAGAAUGUAGAAUAUUUGGGAGUGGCUUUUUCCGAAGUCCAUUUUAACGAAAACGACAUCGUUUUCCCUCACAUUUGCACCAAGAAUUACAAACUCUCGGUAAACUACGGUGACAGUCAGUGUGAGGGAUGGAUGUCAAUCACAGAACUUCUGAAGGAUGGAGCAUUAAAUAUUGGUACCUCACCCAUUUACUUCAGCAAAUUAGAUCGGACAGUACUUGUUCGCGGUUCAAUUCCACCAUCAAGCAAAAGUGAAUGCACGGUUCUGAUGAUGGUAGGUUUGCCGGGAGUUGGCAAAACAACCUGGGUGAGACAAUAUCUUCGUGAGCAUCCGCAAGAACAGUGGACUUUAUUGAGUACUGACACAAUACUUGCAGCAAUGAAAGUUAAUGGAGUACCAAGGAGUAGGGUCCAUCAGGGUCGAUGGGAUAUGAUAAUGGGACUUAUUGCUAAAGCACUCAAUCGUUCCUUGCAUUUAGCGUGUAGGCGACGCAGAAAUUAUAUCAUUGACCAAACUAACGUUUCAAAAGAUGCAAGAAGACGAAAGCUAUCCCAGUUCAAAGAUUUUCAACGCAAAUGUGUUGUUAUAAUUCCAUCUGAAGAGGAAAUGAUUGCCCGACAAAUGAGGCAGUCGCGUAUGGAUGGAGCUGGACCAAUACCCGUAGAAGCAAUGUUGGAACUUAAAGCGAUGUUAUCAAUACCAAAUGUUGAGGUGGAACCGAUUGAAGAUGUUUUCUUCGUAGAACCACCACUGGAACGGAUUGAAGCGAAGAAUAAGCAGAAGAAGCCGAUAACUUUCGAAGAGGAGAGCAGAAAAAACCUCCCCCCGGAUUUGGGACCCAGAUUAUAUAUGUUAAGAAAUGGGAGUGGUUUACAUGAAGAAUUCAAGUAUCGGAAACACACCGGAGAUGGUACAAAGCAGUAUCGGAAACACACCGGAGAUGGUACAAGCCUGUUUAAUCUUGUUAUAAUGCUUGUACCAAGCAUUAUAACAAGAUUAAACAGAAUGAUUGACAUGGGAAAUUAA
Molecule: messenger RNA, 4302 nt
Organism: Loa loa (African eye worm)
Lineage: Eukaryota; Metazoa; Nematoda; Chromadorea; Rhabditida; Onchocercidae
Product: SPRY domain-containing protein
Exons: 20
Coding region: 1-4302 (1433 amino acids)
Molecular function (GO): protein binding
Source: RefSeq, a predicted model, not a curated record